This is a messenger RNA of Aspergillus costaricaensis CBS 115574, 798 nucleotides long. RefSeq lists its product as uncharacterized. The record is from RefSeq and is a predicted model, not a curated record. Lineage: Eukaryota; Fungi; Ascomycota; Eurotiomycetes; Eurotiales; Aspergillaceae. Bases 223 to 798 code for a protein of 191 amino acids. The transcript is spliced from 5 exons.
CCUGCCUCUAUGUGUUAUUACACCCCCUACCACUCAUAUCUAUAUUCAGGAUCGAUUCCCCUCACUAGACUUAUCUUUGAGUUCACCUGAAUGAAUUAUUUAAAAGCCACUUCUGCUGCCCACGUUGCCUCUCUCUUCCUCUUUCUUUUCCAAAUGCCAAAGAAUAUCAGAAGAGCAGACUGAGAGAUAUGGGGGACCUGCAGCAUCAGGAUUUGUUCUAACAUGGCUGACGACGCCAGCGUUAAAAUAGUGGACGAGAGUACCAUCCAGAAUGCUUCUAAUAGGAACUUCGCCAGACCGUUUAUUCUAUCUUUGAAGCAAACGACCUCUUCUGCACGUCUGAUGCGCUCAAUCAUCUUCCACGAACAGAAGUCUACAAUACCGUCCGAAGGGUUCAACAACUCCCGCGUAAAGCCUAUAUUGGCUUCAGCUAUUACUUGCAGUCCAGCAAACGAUAUCUGGGAAUAUGUCAACGACGCAGCUGAGAUUGGAUCUUUGUAUGUUGGAAUCCCGCAAUUUCACUCGGUGUCUUUUGGAUGCGUACAAGACAGUGCCUUCUUGCCGCCUACAAAGCGCCCACACCUAUCAUCACCUAACAAUACAUUCAAAAAGCUACCAAACCGUAUCCACCGCCGUGUCAUACUACGCGAUUACGGCAAGCCAAUCUACACGGCAAGAUCAGAGAGCAAAAAGAUAUUCCUGCCCCAGUGGCAGACGGUAGGCUUCGUGUUUAAUGAUGAGGAUUUUCUCCGGUGGGCUGAUGGACGGUGGAAGAUCUGGGGUUGUAUGAGCGGAUGA